Molecule: messenger RNA, 5003 nt
Organism: Drosophila obscura
Lineage: Eukaryota; Metazoa; Arthropoda; Insecta; Diptera; Drosophilidae
Exons: 8
Coding region: 82-4893 (1603 amino acids)
Biological process (GO): cilium assembly
Cellular component (GO): axoneme
Source: RefSeq, a predicted model, not a curated record
CCCGGUUGCUUGUUGACUUACACAAACAUAAAACCAGAACUAUACUAGAGUCACAACAGGCAUCAAAUAGUCAGUUACAGCAUGAAUAUAUCAUCCACAAUUAGUUGGUGCAACGUCUGGGACAAAGGCAGCAUUAUCAAUGUGGGCCCCGAUGUGCUCGGCCUGCGCAAUGGGAACGUGAUCAAGUUUGUGCACAUGCAGACGAAGGCCGUGAGCUACUUCAAGGCGGAGACGGUGGCCACGGGACUGCACAUCAGCGUGUUUGCCGGCCACAAUCGCUUCCCGCUGUUUGCGUUUGCCGAGGUGGUGCUGCGGCCCCACAUCUACAUCUACAAGUAUCCGGAAAUGGUCAAGUUCAACACCAUCUUACCGCACCUGAUCAGCUACAAUGACAUCCGGUUCUCGGAGAACGAUCUGCUGGUGGCGGUGGGCGGCUAUCCGGACUAUCCGAUCUGCGUGUUCAACUUCCGCACCGGCACCCUGAUGCUGGAGCAUGUGACCAACGUGCCCACCUUUGCGCGGGGCCUCUGCGUGAGCAACUCCAACGUGCCGACAAUUGUGCAGUUCCACAAGCAGGAGAUGAGCAUCCUCUGCUACGAGAUCUGCUCCAUCGAGAAGGAGUCCAAGCUGCACCAGAUCUCCUACGUGGAUGUGGGCAAGGACUAUCUCAAGUCCUGGGAGAACUUCAUGUGUUUCGGCGACGACAAUAACCUGUACGUGGUGAACGACUACGGGGAGCUCUUCCAGGUGGACAUUGCCUGCUUCCUGCUCAAGAGCCAGUGGAAGCCCGUCUAUCUACGCGAGGAUCUGGAGCACUCGGCUGCCCGACCCCACGCUCUCACCCUGCAUCGCAUGGGGCUGCUCAUCUCGAACAGUACGCACGCCUUCUACCUUAAGAAAAAGGCCGGAGGCUACUCGGCCGAGUGGCUCAUUGAUCAGCAGCAGCUGCAGGACGUCAAUAGGUUCGUGAGCAAUCAGAACGGGGAGAUCUAUGCCGAGCAGCGGCUGGGCAGCAUCGCUCAGGUGACGGUCGAGGGCAAUGCAGCCUCGCUGCUGGACGUUGUCCCCACCGGCCGUCCUGUGAUCACAUUCCGAGUGAUUACAGGCAUCAAGGAGGAGUGUGUGGCCGUCCUGCACAGCGACAGAGUGGCCAUGAUGGACCUGGCCAAGGGGACCACCCUGUGCGAGGUGCCAGUGGCCAAUGCCUGCGCCAUGCAUUCACACCGCAGCAUGGCCAUUGCCAUUGUGGGCACCGAGGACGGGCGCCUCUGCAUGAUCCACUUCGAGAAGGCCUCCGUUGGGAAUGUCACCUUCGAGCUGGAGACCAACACUCUGGCGGUGAUUGCCCUGGACUUUCACGACAAUUGGCUGGUGUUCCAGGACCAAGUCAGGGGCCUGCACAUCGUCCAGCUGGAGUACAGGCCGCACAAGAUGACGCUCUACCUGAAUGUGAGCGAGCACCUCAAGCAGGUGUUUGUCCACAGUUUCCUGCUGGUCGAAGGACCCCGCCUGAUUGUGGCCAUCCAUCGGGAUGCUAGUAUAAAGCUGCCCGGCUGCGCCACCGAGCUGUGGAUCUUCAACUGGGGCAAGGACAAGCGACUCCAUCGGCGGGAGUAUACGCUGCCCAAUCAGUAUGUUUCGUUCUGUGUGCAGCCGCCGAUGGGCCGCUGGACGCAGAUCGAGAUCAUUGCGGUGGCCUUCAAUUCGCCCAACUUUGAUCAGUUCGUGCUGAACGAACGGCAGGAGAUACAGUGGCUCUCGUCCGUGCAGACGCCCCACUUUGGCUACAUACUGGGCAUCAUGAUGACCAAGCAUCUGCUCACCUGGAGCGUGGGCGGCAUUGUGGUCCAUUUCCGGCAGCACAAGCGGGCGCGAAAGCCCUUUAUGGUCUGCCGCUUCCUCAAUCUGGCGUUUGUGCCGGAGAAUCUGCUGCGGGCACGCGAAUGCUUCAAUUCCAAAUACCUGAUCAUCUUGCUGUCAACGCAGAAUCUGCGCGUGAUGCGUCUGCCGUCGCUGUCGGACUUUGUGCGGGAGAAUGUGGAGCGGCAGCUGCCCAACGAGGACUACAAUCUGCUGGAGCAGAUCAACUACAAGGUGAGUCCGUUCGUGCCCAUCACCGUGAAGAAGGAGGCGAAGGAGGAGUACACCAAGGCGGACCUGUUCAAGCGCGACAAGGUAUUCAGUAUGAUCGGAGAGUUUGCCGCCAAGGUCACGGCCCUCAUUGACUACGACAUUUCGGUGACGGGCAAAACCAAUGGCAUCUUCAAGAAGUUCUGCUUCAACUACAAAUGGCUGGACAGCCUUACGGCCGAGGCCCACAAGUUGUGCACCCUGGAGCGGGCCUCGCUGGAGCGGGCCAUCGAGGAUCAGUCGCGCAUCCGAGACUGGAUCAUGCGGCAGGUGACACGCGAGGCCGUCAGCAUCAACUACAAGGUGCGAUCCAUCUUUGCGGACGCCAAUUUCGAGAGCUUUUCGAUGCGCCGCAAGCCGGAUAUGGUGGAGUUCGACAAGUAUCGGUUCUACGACCUGGAAGAUCACAUCCGCAUGUCCAUGGGCUCCAUGGAGGAUAUGGAGGAGUUCAUCCAGCAGCAGCAGCAGCAGCAGCAGCAGCAGCAGAGAAAGUCGCCAGCCAUCAAGGGCCCCCAUGCGGACGAAACAGAGCUGGAGGGGGAGGAGGAGGAGGAGGCAGAGGAGCACAAGGGGCUGCAGGAGUUGAAGCCCUUUGUGGUGGAGGGCCCCAGUGUCUACGAGCACAUGAUGGCCCCCGUUUUCCAGCUGCAGGACAAGAAUCUCGUCACCUCGAAUCAGCUGUACAACGAGACGUGCAAGUUCCGCUACUAUCUGAACGAUCCGCUCAAGCAGGAGUUCAACAAGCUCUUCCACGAGGCCCAGCAGCUCAAGCAGGACACCAUCGACAGCGUCCUGGGCACCAACAAGGUGCUCUACAAGAUCUACGAUAACAUGAACAUAAUGCUGCGCCUCCUCCACAUGGACCAGUUCGAGCCGCCGGAUCUGACGGUGCCUGCUCUGGCCAAGGACGAGGUCAUUAAGCGCAUCAUGGAGGUGGAUGACUCGGAGAUCAAGGCCAUCAAUCGGCGGAGGCGCAAGACCAUCGAUACGGGCGGCAAGAAGGGGCGGCUGCUGCUCUGGUCGGUGGAGUUCUGGGCCCGCGCCCUGAUCGUCAUGAUGGACGGGGUGCUGGAGAAGCUGUGGGAGGAGGAGAUCAAGAAGGACAUACCCAUACCGGAGUUCAUGCUGAAGAAGCAGCCGCACGAGUACAGCCUCGAGGACCAGAAGAUCUUUCGCGCCUACGAGGAGGCGGUGCGCCAGCUGGAGGCGGAUCGUCGCAAGUAUCUGCGCAUCCUCACGGAGAACGAGGCCAAGACCCAGGAUCUGAAGGGCAAGCACAUACUGAAGCUCAAUCAGCGGGUGGCCGAACUGAUGAUCCUCAAGCUGAAGUACGACUUUGCCCUCAAACAGAGCCGCGUGCGCCUGCUCACCCUCGAGACGAUCAACUUCACACGCGUGCACAUCCGCAAGCGCAUUGGGAUGUUCCGCAAGGACUUCGAAAAGCUCAACGAGUACAUCAGUCGCUAUGGGGCUCUGUUGGAGUUCUGGGAGCGUGGCUUGGCCGAUGCCAAGACCCGACUGGAGGCCCAGCAGACCAGAGAUCGCGCCAUUGAGCGCUACUUCCGCAGCACGUUCCUGAACACGGUGCCCCAUGCCCAGCACGAGAUGACGAAGCUCUUCAAGAAGCGACCCAAGCUGCCGGGCAAGGUCUUCAAUUCGGUUCUGAUCUGCAUGGAGACGUCGCACAAGCUCAGCGGCAAGCAGAGCCAGCGCAAUGCCUUCCCCCUGCCCAAGGAGAUCCAGGAGUUCUUGGCCUACGUUGCGGAGAUCGAAGCGCCCAAGAACUGUCCGCCCCAGGUGGAUGCCAAGAGCUGGGAGUCGUUCAUCAAGCUGCGGCGCCAGAAGAUGGAGAGUGAAGUGCGCCUCAAGGCGGUCGGCUAUCAGCUGGCGGAUGGCCAGGGCUAUCUGGCGAGCAUAGCCAAGGAUUUGACGGCCCUCAAAGACUCGAAGAAUGUGACCCAGAAGAGCUCCGAGGAGAGUGUCCAGAAAUAUCUGGAAGUAAUGCGGAACAUGAACCUGCAACUGACCCUCACGCUGGGCCAAGUGGAGGUGUCGGUGAUGGGUAAUGCCGAGGCCCUAACCAACACUGUGCUGAUGCAUGUGGAUGACAUCAAUGAAGUGAAUCGUCUGAUACAGGAUGCUGGCAACAAGAAGAUCAAGGCCAUGCAGCGUGUGGCCGUAUUCCGGCGUCAGGUGAUCUUCAAGGAGUGGGAGCACAAGCUGUACAAAGCGAACAUUGCCUACCUCAAGUACAUGCUGGAUGCCAUCGAGAAGUGCAAGGUGUCCAUGGAGUUCCUCAACAUUCUGCGCAACUGGGAGAAGGUGAAGGCCGAGCGACAGAAGUACAUGGCCGCCGGGGCCAUAGAGCGUGUGGUUGAGCAAAAGAUAGCCGCCUUCAAGAAGCACAUCGAGCGCAUCAAUCUCAAAAUUGACAUUGUAAAGGCCAACACGCUGGAGAUUAAGCGUAAAAGUCAUGCAAUCAAUUUCCAAAUUGAACGGAUCAAGGUGGACGUCACAUUCCAGAACACUCUGCGCGACACCAUGAUGGAGGAGAAACGCGAUCGCGAGCAGCGCGAACGAAUGUCUCAGAUUAAGACCCAUCGACAGCUCAUGGAUAAUGUGCGCCGUCACUAUGCCCAUGUGCUGGAGCUGCAAACGAUACUGGAGCUGCUGCGCCUGCGCACCUAUCCGACCCUGGGCCCACCCCUGCCCCAGUGCCAUCCACCCGUGCCCGAGCACAUACUCAGCUCGGUUCCUCCAUAGAGCUGUUCCACAGUUCGCCGAACUUUAACCCUUCGCCCUGCUGCUGGCCGAAAGUUUUCGCAGCACUUCCCCGAAUUACAAUUAAAUGUUUUCAUUACGCCAAAUGAAAA